UAUCUGUCUCAUUGUUCUAUCGGUGGCCGUACACCACCACCACAGCGCUUCUUAUUUUUUCAAGUAUAUGUGGCAACUGGUGUAAGAUGUUAUUGUUUUAAAAUAUGGAUAGUUAUCAUUUUGUGUAGUUUUGGUGUAUUUUUUUCUGAAGGUCGUUAGCUAUAGAUGUGGACUCGGCACAGAGAUAUGUAUAGUUUGGAGUCUUACUCAAAGAAGGGAAAACGAAACGGCCGACUGUGAUUCACAAAAAGCCCUCCUCUGCCGGGUCAGGUGUCUAAAGUCUUCCAGACAAGAUGGUGAAGAGGAGGCAGAAAGGUCCUAGAGAGGACGAAGUGAUAGACCUGACUGGUCCGUCAUGCAACCAUAUCCGUAAAGGUGUAGACUCCAGCUUCCUGAAGAAGACUGGGGUAGACUCCGCCUGUAACAGCUGCCAAGACUGUAGGGGUGAAGAGCCGGCUGCUGCUGUACAGGCUCCAUCAGAGGAGAUGAGCGAAACACCAACGAUAUGGAUGUGCUUAAAAUGCGGACACCGAGGGUGUGGGCGUACCUCUGAGGAUCAGCAUGCUAUCAAGCACUACGAGAAGCCUCGGUCAGACCCUCACUGUCUGGUGCUCAGCCUGGACAACUGGAGCGUUUGGUGUUACAUCUGUGAUGAUGAUGUCCAGUACUCUAAAACAGGCCAUCUGGCUCAGUUGGUGAACAACAUUAAGAAACAGGCCUUGUCUGAGCCCCGGAAACAAAGUCCACAGAGAAAGCAUUCAAUCGUGAAGCUGGAGGACAGCAUGAUAGAAGAGCCACAGGAAACCAAGCCAGAAGAGAAGGAAGAGAACACAGUGACACAACCGAAAGAAAACCAGAAGAAGAACGGCAAGAAAGAAAAUGGUUUGAAAGAGAGCAGCAGUUUGACUAGAGGACAGAAGGCCGUGGGAGGAGCCAGCAGCGGUGCAGUGGGAGGAGUCAGCAGCUGUGCGUUGUCAGUUAGAGGACUCAGUAACCUUGGAAACACCUGUUUCUUCAACUCUGUUGUUCAGACCCUCUCUCAGACACAGAUGUUGAGACAGGUCAUCAACAAGGUGACAGCUGAAGAGAAGACCAGUGUCACCAUCACACCUGGAGUCUCCUCAGACCUGGAACCCAUCCUGGUGCAGCUAGGUCCUCCGGGGUCUCUGACCGUGGCGAUGUGUCAGAUCCUGAAUGAGAUCCAGGAGACUAAGAAGGGGGUGGUCACCCCGAGAGAACUUUUCAGUCAGGUCUGCAAAAAAGCGGCACGGUUUAAAGGGUUCCAGCAGCAGGAUAGCCAAGAGCUUCUUCGCUACUUGCUGGAUGGGAUGAGAGCCGAGGAGAUGAAAAGACUGAACUCUGGAAUAUCGGAAGCACUGAAAAAACAUGGAAGAGAUGCUGAACAAUCGAAGAAGUUAGUGAAGGAGUAUGAGAAGAAGGGAGCUCCUAAUAACUUCGUAGACCAGGUGUUUGGUGGGGAGAUGACCAGCACGGUCAUGUGUCAGCAAUGCAAGACGGUUUCUUUGGUCAAGGAGAUGUUUCUGGAUCUGUCCCUUCCUGUCUCAGACCAGGCCUACAGGAAGAAGAGCCAGAAGAAAGGAGCGGGGAACCAGAAGGUUAGCACUGAGGUGAAAUAUAAUAACGGAGACAGCCCCAGCCCUGUCUCCAUGACCAACGGUGACACCCACGACCUUCCUACUGGCAGCAAGUACCAGCAGAAGAAACAGAAGAAACAGGCCAAGAAACAGGCCAAGAACCAGAGACGUCAGCAGAAGCUAGUCCCCCUGGACAGCUUCUCACCUCCAGAGAACACCGCAGAGAGCCCAGUACCAGCAGAGGAGGGGGAGGAGACAGGAAAUAGUACCCAGGAGGAGGAGGAGGAGGAGCCUCUGGUUGAGAGCCAAUCAUCAGAGACCGAGAGGUCCGAGACCGCUCCCUCAGAGCAGGACCAAGAGAAACCUCAGGGGGCAGGGCACACGGAGAAAGAGGAGGAGGAUUGUGAACCAGUGGCUGUGUCCAACAACCACUCCACUGUGAUGUCAGAAGAGCAGAGUCACCAGUCCCCUGAGGGGGUUGGAAAAAGAGACGGACACGAGGCUGAACAUAGAGGAGAGGAGGAGGAGGAGAAUGAUGAUGGUGAUGCAGCCCAACCGUCUGGAGAUGAGCAAGACACCAAACUGACAGACAAGCUGGGUGAACUAUCUCUGAACGAAGCCUUCCUAGCCUCUGAGGACUCGGACCUGGAGCUGGGGUGCAGAGAUGGAGACACGUCUGCUGAGAUGGAAUCGGAGACCAAGCUGGAGGGGAAGGAGUACACAGUCUCUCACCAGGAUCCUAAACUGGCCUUUCACACGCUGGCCACCAGGGCGGCGCCAGAGAACCAGGAGUGCUCUGUGGAGUCCUGUCUCUACCAGUUCACAGAGGUAGAGAACCUCACUCAGAACAACUCUCUUCUCUGUGUCACCUGCACCAAGAGACAGACCAAUAACAAGGCUGCAGAAGGUAUGUUUUUGAAAAAUUCUGUCCAUUCUGGUAGACUGCUUCUAUCCAGCCCCCCCCGGACGGCAACAAUAAGGAGGAGAUUCAACCAGAUUGGGUACAGUGUGUGUAAGGUGAACAGCCACGUCAACUUCCCUCCCAUUCUAGACGUAGCACCAUUCUGCUCUGUCAUAUGCAAGGGUGUGUCGGAGGGAGGCUCUCGGGUGCUUUACAGUCUGUAUGGUAUAGUAGAACACAGUGGGACUAUGAGAAGUGGCCAUUAUACAGCCUACGUCAAAGCCAGACCUUUCUACCCCUCCACGACACACAACGGAUUGGACACACAUGGUGAGCCAGUGCCGGUGAAAGGGGCGUGGUUCCACGUGAGUGACAGUAGUGUGCAGCCAGUCACGGAGAGCAAAGUGCAGAGCUCCCAAGCCUACCUCCUAUUCUACGAGAGGAUCUCCUAGACCUGCCUACGUCCCAACUUGUACCCUAUUUACCUACAUACUGUUGGCUGUGUUUACACGGGCAGCCCUGGUUCUGAUCUUUAGACAAGAAUUGGUCUUUUGACCGAUCAGAUCUCAUUCCAAUACUUGGGCAAAAGAUCAGAAUUGGGCUGGCUGUUUUAAACGCAGCCGUAGUGCACUACUUUUGGCCAGAGCCUUAUUAUGCAGCCUUAUGAGACUUUUCCCAGACAAAUUUAGUGCACUAUAAAUGCCCUAUUCCCUACAUAGUGCACUACUUAUGGCCUGAGACAUUGUACUGGUAUUGAUAUGAGCCAAAUGAAGUGCAGAGUGUAGUAUUUUUUUCUUCUUUUUAUAAUCAAUAUAAAGGGGUUGUGUCUUAAAUGGAGCCCUAUUCCCUAUGUAGUGCACUACUUUCGACCAGAACCCUAUUUGUCCUGUUCAAAAGCAGUGCACUAAAAUAGGGAAUAAUACAUUUAAAAAAUGAGGGUGACAUUUGAGACCUUGACAAAGAUAAUUAAUUAAGAUCAUGACUGGAAAUGUCCCACAACGAACAAUAUUUAGCUUGGAAGUUUUUUCUCUUUUUUUUCCCCCGAUGAAUUAAUUGUAUCAUUAAUGGACAUAAAAAGAUUCCCAAGUAUUUUUUUUUACUGUGCAUAUGUGACUAUACAGUGUUUUCCUAAAAAAGAAAGAAAGAAGGGAGCACAGAUCAUUGGGUGCGUCCCAAAUUGCACCGUAUAUAAGGGCACUGCAUUUUGAUCAGAGGUCUAAAUUGGAAAUCAGGUGGCAUUCUAUUCCUCUUAGACAUGAAACCAUAGAAGAGUUUGUUGAUUGAUCUGUCUGAUUGCUUGGUGUGUUACACAGUAGAAGCAAAAUAAACCUGCCAAUACCUUUUUUUAUUUUUAUUAUUAUUAUUGCUGCAAUAUGUGACAUUUUGGACAGACCUGACCAAAUUCACAUAGAAGUGCAGUUAUAGAUCUGUCAUUCUUAUUAAAGCAAGUUUAAGAAUUGA
Messenger RNA from Oncorhynchus nerka (sockeye salmon), 3957 nucleotides. RefSeq names its product ubiquitin specific peptidase 16 (gene usp16). Gene Ontology annotation, biological process: protein deubiquitination. Lineage: Eukaryota; Metazoa; Chordata; Actinopteri; Salmoniformes; Salmonidae. The record is from RefSeq and is a predicted model, not a curated record. Gene Ontology annotation, molecular function: zinc ion binding; cysteine-type deubiquitinase activity.